Tupaia belangeri chinensis (Chinese tree shrew) is the source of this 1885-nucleotide messenger RNA. It is a transcript of the gene CFAP418, whose product is annotated as cilia and flagella associated protein 418. The record is from RefSeq and is a predicted model, not a curated record. The transcript is spliced from 6 exons. Gene Ontology annotation, cellular component: cytosol. Bases 972 to 1493 code for a protein of 173 amino acids. NCBI's taxonomy places the organism in Eukaryota, Metazoa, Chordata, Mammalia, Scandentia, Tupaiidae.
GGGUGGGCGGUUCUGGGGACACCCUGCUCCGGGCCCCAAAGCCGUCCCCCGCCGCCGCACCCCGAAGAAAGGUGCCCGCCACCUCCCGAUCGUCCCCGCGGUAGGGUCCAGACCUCAGCUCCCGCUCCUGCGCCGCAGCGCGCACGGCACUUUGCCCGGGAGUACUCCGGCCUCUGUCCUCCAGGCCCAGGCUCCACCCCCCGGGCCAGCCCAAAGUGCGCGCCUCGGGGAGCCCCGGCCCUCACCCGGGCUCUUUGACCGGUCUGUGCCCGCCAGUCGGUGCAGUUAGACGUCCGUCUUACACCCCAGAAGGCCGCGCCCACCCGGGCCGGAGUUAGGUUCCGUCUGGCACAGCGGUUCUCGCCCUCCUGGCAGGCGCCGGGCGGGGAACCUCGACCUGUGUAGCCUCUCACCCCACUCCGCAGGGCAGCACUUGGGCCAGGAGUUAAGAGGGUAGAAUAUGGUACCGUUCUUUUCUGUCAUGAGCUGAUUUUUUUUUUUCAAGCCAAGGUGUUAGACUAGAUUCUCGUCGAAAGAGUUAUUGUGAACAUUAUCCCUAUUAGCCCAACUACCUGCUUUCUCCACAUGGCCCCAGUAAAUCCCAACAGAUCCCAGGCUGUCAAAUAGAAAUUUGGGAACUUUCUUAAGUCUCUUGGGUUUUGAUCCAAAAAACUACUUCUCAUAUUUGCGCAUCUUUUUUUCUUUACUGUAGCAAAGCAUAGGCAAGUAUAGGCAUCAUGGAAUUUGUAUGAUCUAGUAACAGCUGGAAUCUUACGUAAACUGACAGUUUGGCUGUCUAACAAUACUGAUUUGGUUGCUAGGAUUUGAAUGCAUCUGAUUUUUAAAACUGAAAUUGCAUGAGAGGGCACCCAAAGAGUAUGUCAUGAAAACUAGAGGAGAGUCUCAAGAGGACAUCUUUGCAACCUUCUGUCAUAAAAGAAGUUGAAGGCAUUGGUACCCAACAGUGUCACAUGCUUCUGAAAGAUUCAAAAGAUCUGGGCCUGAGACCACUAUCAACAGAAACAUUUAAAAAAGAAGAUGAUCUUGACAGUCUUAUUAAUGAAAUAUUUGAAGAGUCCAAUAUUGACAAAAAACACUUUAAAUUAAAAUCUAAAUCUUCAGGUAACACAUCUGUCAGUGCUUCCAUUCAAGGCUUUGGUAAAAGUUGCAGUCCUGUAUUCCUUGGUGGAAGCACCAUACCAUGUGGGAUUGGCACAAACACUUCACAGAGAGCCUGUGACCAUCUGCGUUGUAUAGCCUGCGAUUUCUGGGUGGUAAGCUAUGACGACUUUAUGUGGGACCCAUCAUGUGAUUAUCUGUUUUUCAGGAACAUUGUCCAUGCAAUUAGAAGGGAGGCAGCCGGAUUUGACACACGGAAAGCGAGGAGGCAGAGAUUGUGGCUGCAGCCAAGGAAUGCCACCACCACCAGAGGCUGGGAAAACCAGAUCCCCCACUGGAGCCUCCAGAAGGAAUGUAACCUGCCAACACUUUGACUUUGGCUAAGCAAUACUGAUUUCAGACUUCUGACCUCUGAAAACUGUGUGAGAAUAAAUGUCUAGUGUUUUAAGCCACCUGGAUUUUGGCACACCACAGGAAACUAAUUCAGUGAACGACCUCGUAGGAUGAAUUUCUAUUUAUUCACUCGACAAGCACUUACCAAGUGGCUCCUAUAUGCCAUGCCAGGCACUGUAGUAGGUACUGAGAUGCAGGACAGGACAGGCCCUGCCCUACACAGCUGCAGUCCAGCUGGGUGUUGAGGCCCUAAAGGUUUGUAAGUUACCCCCUUCCAGAGUCAUGCUCCAAGGAAUUGCACUGCAGGAAGAGGAGAGAAUGGUCACUGUAAGUUACCCCCUUCAGGGCCAGAUGGUGGCACAGGAGCAACUAG